Messenger RNA from Entrophospora sp. SA101, 1131 nucleotides. The record is from the annotation of a GenBank genome assembly. Lineage: Eukaryota; Fungi; Glomeromycota; Glomeromycetes; Entrophosporales; Entrophosporaceae.
AUGUCUUUAAUUACGAAAUCGAUCAAACCUAAUAAACUUUUACUGGUAUUCAUACAUGGUUUUAAAGGUGAUGAUACAACAUUUCAGAAAUUUCCAGAAAGGAUACAUAACACCCUAACAAGUUUCUAUAGUGACAUGGAAACUGAAACAAUCAUUUAUCCAAGAUAUGAGACACGUGGAGAUUUAAAGAAAGCUGUGGAGAUUUUUUGUAAUUGGUUGGAAGAAAGAGUAGAACACGAGGAAAAAAUGUUGACAGAAAAAGGAAUUGGUAAUAUAUGGGUUGGUCUGAUUGGGCAUUCUAUGGGUGGACUUUUAGGCGCUGAUGCUAUAAUAAGAUUUUCAAAUCAAUUAAAACAACCAAAAAUAAUUGGAUUAUUAACUUUUGAUUCGCCAUUUUAUGGAGUAAACAGCGAUGUCUUCUCCAGAGCAGCAUUAGAAAGAGUAUCGGGAGUUACUACAAAACUUAAAGAAACAUAUUCAAUAUUUACAGCUACAAAAGAAUUUGUUUCAACAGUUUCUGCCUCAAAAGCAACAGCAGCUGCAGCUAUAGCUGCUUCUACUACCUCAACUGCUUCAAAAUCUGGCGGAUUUGGUGGUUGGGGUAUGGCAUUAGUUGGUGCAGCAGCUAUCGGAGCAGGUGCUACAGCAUAUUUACAUAAAGAAAAAGUUAGUAGCGGUAUUGGAUGGUUGGGAAGUCACUUAGAAUUUGUUGGCGUAUUAAUAAACAUAAAUGAACUCAGAGAAAGGGUUGAAACUUUAAUAAAAGUUCCAAGAAUUGGUUUUCAUUGUUAUUACACGCAGAUCGAGCCAAAAGCUUUUGGAGAUUUACCACGCACAUUUAUUGUUAAACCUCCAGAAGGAAAAAAGAAAUAUUUUUCACCUGCGUCAUGUACAUCAGCUGAUGAAAUAGAUGCACAUAUUACAAUGUUUGAUCCUGUGCAAAAUCAAUAUUUUUAUGAUCUUGCUCAUAAUUUAUUAGCACAAUCAUUGAUGAAUGCUCCAAAUUCUUCAUGUGUUUUAAUUAUUUCUUGUAAAACAAUUUGUCCUGUUGAAUUUAAAUUAUCCCAUUCUGUAAUUCUGGUAAAUGGAAGUAGGAGUGAUAAAUUAAUGGAUAUGGCAAAAAAUAAAUAA